Messenger RNA from Diachasma alloeum, 2966 nucleotides. It is a transcript of the gene Chi, whose product is annotated as LIM domain-binding protein 2. Lineage: Eukaryota; Metazoa; Arthropoda; Insecta; Hymenoptera; Braconidae. Gene Ontology annotation, molecular function: LIM domain binding. Gene Ontology annotation, biological process: positive regulation of transcription by RNA polymerase II; nervous system development; negative regulation of transcription by RNA polymerase II. The record is from RefSeq and is a predicted model, not a curated record. Gene Ontology annotation, cellular component: transcription regulator complex; nucleus.
AUCGUUGCCUGUCCCCAGGAGGCAUACACCGUACUUCCAACAGCCGGACAUCCGACUCUACGAGCUCAAUAAGAGGUUACAACAGCGGACUGAGGAAAGCGACAAUCUUUGGUGGGACUCCUUUGCGACUGAAUUUUUUGAGGACGAUGCCACACUCACACUCGCAUUUUGCCUCGAAGACGGACCCAAGAGAUACACAAUAGGAAGGACGUUAAUACCGAGGUACUUUCGUUCAAUAUUCGAGGGAGGUGUUAUAGAACUUUAUUACCACAUGAAGCAUCCAAAGGAGUCAUUUCACAAUACGAGUAUAACGUUGGAUUGUGAAAAUUGUGUGAUGGUUACGCAUCACGGGAAACCACCGUUUAUGAAGGAUUUUCUGUUCCAGGUGUGUACAGAAGGUAGGCUAAUAUUAGAAUUCACCUUCGAUGACUUGAUGAGGAUAAAAUCGUGGCAUAUGACGGUACGGCAGCAUCGAGAAUUGGUACCCAGAUCGUAUGUUAACUUGCACACAGCCCAGCAAGAUCCAUCGGCGAUUGAACUAUUGAGCAAAAACGUUACUAGACAAGGCAUCACAAAUUCUACUCUUAAUUAUCUUAGGUUAUGUGUCAUUUUGGAGCCAAUGCAGGAGCUUAUGUCGAGGCACAAGGCUUACGCACUGUCGCCGCGUGACUGUCUGAAGACAACUCUUUUUCAGAAGUGGCAGAGGAUGGUUGCCCCGCCGGGUAAGAGAGAAUCUCAGAGGCCUGCGAGUAAAAGGAGAAAGCGAAAGGGGAGUGCAUCAGGGCCCGGAAAUAAUGCACCACCAGCCCCCAGUAAAAAGCGAUCACCAGGGCCCAACUUUUCCUUAGCAUCGCAGGAUGUGAUGGUAGUGGGUGAGCCAUCUCUGAUGGGAGGUGAAUUUGGUGAUGAGGAUGAACGAUUGAUAACAAGGCUUGAGAACGCGCAGUACGAUGCUGCUAAUAGUCUCGAUCCCCAUAGUCACGAUACCUCAGGGGGCCCACCACCCCAUCCCCAUCAAUUUCAUUCGGAACCAACACCCGGUAAUUCCUGGCCACCUGACCGCGGUGGAGGACCACCCCAAGGAGGUCCCGGAAGUCAGGGUGUGCAGGGUGCUGGAGGUGGUGGAGGAGGUAGUGUACAGGGCUCGCAAGAUGGGAGCCAACAGCAGCAAGACAAAAAGAGCCCCGCAGUGAGCCAGUGAGGCCAGGAGUCCCCGCGCCCACCCACCAGGGGGCGUCGGGGGCGCAGGCCCAAAAACGUGGCUCCCUAGCGGGGCGAGAACACGGUGUUAUCAACGAGCUCAUAUCUGACCUCAUCAACCGCCUCGUCGCGUUAUCAUGGACAGUUAACUGGUAUGAUGCCACAGCUUCCAAUUUCUGAGCCAACAUCCAUGUCCAUGGAGAGCGCUGAUAUUGGACUGUCUAAUACCGUUACAACUGCUCAACCUACUGGUGGAGGUGUUACGCAAACUAAUCAGGGUCAAGAUCCACUACAAAGUAUUGUACAGCAGUUACUCUACCUUCAACAACUAGAUUACAUCCUUGCACAGCAUGGACACAUGUGACCCAACAAACAGGGGGCUGGUCAUCAAUUCAUUGAACAUUCAAUACAAACAUCAUUCGAACAUUGAUAACAUUAUCUGAGAAUCGUCAAUGACUCAGGGGCUUAAUGAAAAAUAAAACAAAAUAAAUGACAAGUUCAACUUGGUUGAGUUAAAACUUGAAUAAAUUCAAAGACGAUUAAAUUAAUGAAAGUCAAAUUUUAAUUAUGGAAUUUCUUCAUCGAAAUUUUUUAAAUAGAAAAUAAAUUCUACGAUACCCUGUUUUGGGAUCGAGUGAUACGCAAAAAUAGUUGGCAAUGUGAAAUAAUAUUCUUUUUUUUUAUAUCAAGUGGAGUGAGGGUGAAGGAGUGGUUAAUGGAAACGAAUGAAUGUUCAGUAAAAUUAAUUCUACGAGGUGGAAAAUCGUGGAGAUUUUUCUUUGAUUUUUUUUCCCUCCAAUCGAAGGUCAUGUACAUCAUCCGCGCACAAAAAUGGACAAUUUCUAGUUUUUGGGGUUUUUUAAUUUACGCUCGAUUAGACGUGCGCGAGCUGUGAAUGAAUCUCUAUCCGUCAACAGUAUUGAUAUAAUUAUAGAAUAAAUGAAUAUAAUAUUCUAAGAGGUUUUUAGACUGUAAGUACGUACUGUGCAAGCGAAUUCUGAGUGACUGAACAAUUUGUUCUGUGGAUGAAUGAUUAUUUUUUUUCGUUCUUUUCAUGACAAUUGGUCGUAUGAAAUUGUCUUAACGCACACAUUUAUUUCUUCAAUUCUGGAGGGCAUUGCACAACAAAAAGUGGCAUAUAAUUUUGUUUACUACUUAUGAAGAAUUAAUAACUAAUUUAUUAAAACUACGUAAAAGUACUUUUUUCUUUAUUGUCGGUGGCAAUUUAUCAAUUUUUAUUGCACAUUCUUAACUCAAAAAGGAUAAAAUUCAUGAAUACAUUUGUAUCAUUACAAAUGUAGUAAUAUUCAAAAUGUACAGGGGAGAUAGCAACCCAACUAUCUGGAUCCUAACUGUAUUCAGACUUACCCAAUGAUUUUCUUAGUUUUGGACUUGUUAUUGGCCGCAAACACUAUCCAAAAUUUAUAAAAUCGCAAUUUCGAGUGAGAUUUACUGAUAUAAUUUUUCAUUCAACACGAUGAGCCUCUACGUAAAGAUGUGAAUUAUUGGUGAAUUACAUGGGAAUAUUUUAAUUUAAUCGAAUCAUCAAGCAGGAAAAUUUCCCAAACUCGAUCACACUCCCGAUAUUUCACCAUUUUUUUAAAUCUCAGCUAUGUCACAAAAGACUCAACGAAGACCAAUGCGCAUAAAAUCAACUGACAAAAACAAUGUAAUAAACUGAAGGUGACUGAAGAAUAUUAUACACUGAGAAAAAAAUUUAUUCCUUCCAAGAAAAUGUUAUUGGUGAUAUCUUUUUCAUACUCUUA